Molecule: messenger RNA, 788 nt
Organism: Polychytrium aggregatum
Lineage: Eukaryota; Fungi; Chytridiomycota; Chytridiomycetes; Polychytriales
Exons: 2
Coding region: 73-600 (175 amino acids)
Cellular component (GO): mitochondrial large ribosomal subunit
Molecular function (GO): structural constituent of ribosome
Source: RefSeq, a predicted model, not a curated record
CAGGACAACGCAUCCCAGUCAGAUCGUCCUGCGCAUCUAAGCACCGCCGGCCCACAGCAACCACCCACCAGCAUGCCCGGAGUGCAAAAGCCCGUUCUCAUCAAGCAGCUGCAACAUGCCCUGACGCAGGGCACAAAGCUCGCCGAUCCCCGCCGGCUAGGCUCGAUUCCGUUCGAGUACGCUCAUCUGCGCAACUCGAUCCCGACACUCAUGCACGGCAAGCGCAUCGCCUUUGGCACCAUCACCUCGGAAAAGUCCGAGAUCAAGACCCGCCGCCCGUUCUAUCCCAAUGUCAUCUACAGCUUCCAGCGCUCAAACUACCUCGACAUGAACGUGCUGCUGCGACUAUCGACCGAGGCUCUGCGUCAGAUCGAGCGCGCCGGCGGUCUCGACAGCUACCUGCUGACAGUCGACCCCGAGUUUGUGAAGGAUCCGUGCGCGAUAGCCUUCCGGAAGCGGGUCUUUGAGGAAUUCGAGAAAAAGAAGGAUGAGCUCCGCCGCAAGGAAAUGGAUGCGCUGAAGGGCUUUGGCCCCGAUUACAUCAUGAAACUGAAGGAGAACUACUGGCGAUUCGACACCUAUCUGCUGAAGAAGAAAUAGACAGCUGCUCUUCUCUGUCGCCUUUGCUGGCCAACCGCAUGAUCUGGCAUCGCUCUUUGUGAAUAAAAACCGGAAGCAACCGCCUUGGACGAGACUGCAUCAGGAUCGCCACGGCCAACAGUCGGCAGCUCUGGGUAUGGGCUCCGAUCAUUCUCACACUGCUGGGCAAGAGUGAGUGCACAACAUGC